AUGCGCUCAGAGGAGCAAGGCAGCAUGCUGGGCUCCGGCUUCAAAGCUGAGCGCUUACGAGUCAAUUUGAGAUUAGUCAUAAAUCGUCUUAAAUUGUUGGAGAAAAAAAAAACGGAACUGGCCCAGAAAGCAAGGAAAGAGAUUGCUGACUAUCUGGCCGCUGGAAAGGAUGAGCGAGCACGAAUCCGCGUGGAACACAUUAUCCGGGAGGACUACCUUGUGGAGGCCAUGGAAAUCCUGGAGUUGUAUUGUGACCUGCUGCUGGCUCGGUUUGGCCUUAUCCAGUCUAUGAAGUUGCUGAUCAGCUCUGUGCUAAAUAUAGCAAGGAAUAUGCUAAUGCACAAACUGAGUGUAGAAGCUCCGCCCAAAAUCCUAGUGGAGAGAUACUUGAUUGAAAUUGCCAAGAAUUACAAUGUACCCUAUGAACCUGACUCUGUGGUCAUGGCAGAAGCUCCUACUGGGGUGGAGACAGACCUUAUUGAUGUUGGAUUUACAGAUGAUGUGAAGAAAGGUGGUCCUGGAAGAGGAGGAGGGGGCGGGUUUACAGCCCCUGUUGGUGGACCUGACGGAACAGUGCCAAUGCCCAUGCCUAUGCCAAUGCCCAUGCCCUCUCCAAAUGCUCCCUUCUCAUAUCCACUGCCAAAAGGACCAUCGGAUUUCAGUGGAUUGCCAGUGGGGACUUACCAGGCCUUCCCUAACAUUCACCCACCUCAGAUACCAGCAACUCCCCCAUCGUAUGAAUCUGUAAGUGCCUGA
Molecule: messenger RNA, 756 nt
Organism: Phodopus roborovskii (desert hamster)
Lineage: Eukaryota; Metazoa; Chordata; Mammalia; Rodentia; Cricetidae
Gene: Ist1
Product: IST1 factor associated with ESCRT-III
Exons: 7
Coding region: 1-756 (251 amino acids)
Biological process (GO): protein transport
Source: RefSeq, a predicted model, not a curated record